AUGAGCCAUUCAGUCCUUUUGAUCUUGGGCGCAGGACCAAACAUUGGUCAGAACACGGCAGAUGCAUUUGCUGCAAGGGGCUACAAAGUAGCUCUUGUGGCUCGAGGAAAGGAGGACGGCUGGGGUCCAAAUGGCGAACUCGAGCUCCGAGGAGACCUCUCAGACCCAGAAACAAUCCCCAGAGUCUUCAAACGAGUCACGUCGGAAUUCGGACACCCGAGUGUUGUCAUCUAUAACGGGGCGGCCCGCACCGUCUUGCCGGAAAAUGACCCCCUCCAGGAUUUCUCGCUGGAGAGCUUCAAUAAGGACAUGAAUGUUAACGUCACCAGUGCUGCAUUGGCGGCACAUCAUGCUGUUCUGGGCUUCAAAGAGCUUCCAGCAGACACAACGAAAGUGUUCUUUUUCACCGGGAACAAGUUGCCCGUCUUGUCCCUUCCUCAGGUUCUGUCAUUCGGUAUGGGCAAGUCUGCAGCUGCGCACAUGAUCUGGGACUUGAGCAACGUGUAUCGGAGUAGGGGUUUCAAGUUCUACUUCACCGACGAGAGAACUGAGGAAGGUAAGCCGGCGAUGAUGGAACGAAGUGGGCCGGCACAUGCGGAGGUUUACGUGCGCCUUGCCGAGAAACAGGAGCAAGGGCCAUGGUACUACACCUUUGUGAAAGAUCAGGGUUAUGUUGAUUUCUCGGAAAUUGACAGGCGUGGACUGACAAAUUAG
Molecule: messenger RNA, 714 nt
Organism: Lasiodiplodia theobromae
Lineage: Eukaryota; Fungi; Ascomycota; Dothideomycetes; Botryosphaeriales; Botryosphaeriaceae
Exons: 3
Coding region: 1-714 (237 amino acids)
Source: RefSeq, a predicted model, not a curated record